AGAUUUCCUUUGAUAAACAAGACUGUUGUCAGUUCAGAAGAGACUGUUCACUUGCUUAUAUCUCUCAUUCACUCUUAUAAUUCCUUUAUUGUUAAACAUUGUAUUAUGUGUGCACUUGUCUAUGAAAAUAAUAUAUAUAUUACACUUUGAAAUAUAGAUAUGUAUAAGUGGUAAAGAUAUAUUGUCUGAAUAUAUGAAUUAAACUUUAAAGGAUAUAUGACAGUGGAUGUUUUACUAGUGUAACUAUGUAUUAAAACAGCGUCUUGCAGAGCCAGUUUCUGCCUGUGUCAUUCCUAUUUAAUAUACGAGUGGUGUUCUAUUUACUGGGUUGUAUGUACCCCGUCAACUGUGUUUAUGUGGUGUAAGAUGGGACGUGAGUAGACAAGAAGUGAGUGAACAGACAAGAAGUGAGUGAGAAUACAGAAGUCCUCAGCAACAUGACUGCUGCACGCAACAUACAACGUCUCGUAUACUUAGUGGGGUUUCUGGAUCUGGCUGCUGUGAUGCUGAUCAUUCCACUCUUCGUAGUUCAUCUGCGUCGUAUUGGUAUGUCUCCCCUGGUGAGUGGGGCUGUACGCUCAUUCUACGGCAUUCUACAGUUGGUUUCCUGUCCUCUGGUGGGUCGUAGUAGCGACAAAUAUGGGCGACGGCCGCUGCUAUUGCUGGGUCUGGCUCUUUCAGCUAUGGGUUACUUUGUCCUGGGAGCUUCUGAUUCUUUACUAGUCAUGGUUGUCUCCAGAAUCAUAACAGGUAAUUUUUUAGGCCUAGCCUUCAUUGUGGGACCGAUAAUAGGAGGUCAUCUGACAGAGCUUCAGGACGGCUUCUCUCGCGUGUGUUACAUCACUGCUGCAGUUUUCACCCUUAACUUUGUUUUGUGCUUUGUGUUUCUUCCUGGUGUACUCCCUGCUCCUCAACCUGGAAGAGCCAAGCCUAGACACACACCAGUGCCUAGAGAAUCAGAUAAGGAAGAGUCCUCUGAGGAACAUUUGGUCAUUGGUCAAGACAAAGGUCAUUUGUCUCAAGAGCAAAUAGACAUAGGACAGCUAGAACAGAAAGAUUCACGGCAGUUUGUUCAGGAAGAACAAUCAUUGGAGGAUCAACCAGUUCCUGAUCAGUUAGAUACAAAAUUGACUGAAGCCGAGACACUGAAACAAGUAUUUCACUUCAUAAAGGACAUUGACUGGCAAGUGUUUGGAGAUGUUUUCAUGAUAGAUUUUUUCCUCACAUUUGCUGCCUUUGCCUACAGGUCCAGCUUUGUCCUGUCAGUUGAUGAGAUGUUUGAUGCAAGUCCAAAGACAAUUGGUUAUAUCAUAUCAUUUCAGGGAAUUGUUGGAGCGGUUGCUGGGUUCUUCACGGGAAAGUUAUCACAGUUUUAUAAUGACUCACAACUUGAGCUGUUUCACAGCUCUGUCCUACAAGUUCUCUCUCUUCUUGGGCUCACCUUAGCUCCAACAGUUUCCUCAAUUUUGAUUUUAUUGGUUCCUCUCUGUAUCAGUGACACUAUUAUACGCACCAGUGUGUCAACCAUUGUUAUUAAUCGCUGUGAUCCUUUGAAGAUUGGGUCAGUAACUGGUUUUGGACAAAGUAUUCCUGCUGUGGCAGGUAUGACAACUCCAAUCUUAACAGGACUAGCACAAGAAAUUACUGUCUAUGGUCCUGGUAUAAUGGCAUCCUUGUCUGCUGGAAUUGGAGCAACUUUAGCAGGAUAUAUGGUAAUGAAAAAGAAACCAAAAGUAGAGUAAUUAAAUUUAUAUUGUCAUAAUGGCAA
Molecule: messenger RNA, 1768 nt
Organism: Cherax quadricarinatus
Lineage: Eukaryota; Metazoa; Arthropoda; Malacostraca; Decapoda; Parastacidae
Source: RefSeq, a predicted model, not a curated record